AUGCCCCUUUCACUUUCUGCCCUAUUGGCCGACCCGACCAUCGACCACACGGGUCCUCCAAUAACAGUCGAAUACGAAAACCUCUGGAGUAAAGACGCCGCGGAUCGUAAGAAAAAGCUGAAAGCACUCUUCGAGGGCGAUGUCGAAUUCAUCCGAAAGGAGCUUGCCCCCGUCGUCGCGGAAUGGGAGUGGGAGCAGGGAAAUACCUACUACCACCCGGAUUGGCCCAUUAGAAGCGAGGAUGCCGGCCUUGAGGGCGCGAAAGUAGUGCCCAUCAAACUCAACCUGGACGAGAGCAAGAUUUUCGCCGGCCUCGACGGCUUCGCGUGCAUGGAGGCACUUAUCAAAAACAAAUUCGUGGCCAAAAUCUCUCGCCCAUUGCCUGAACGUGUGAUCCUGAUGGAUCUCCACCGAUGGAAGAUAGACGGAGUUAACGACCUCUUGAAGAACAAGCUACCCUCACAUUACCUCAUGUGGCAGAGUAAACAUGGGGCCCCAUCAGGCCCUGCCGAGGGCCUGUUCGCGCGGAUCCCCAAGCCCCUCGAGGGCCUGAGCCGCCCAACCUCAUGCGACCACUGCCGGAUCCACGACCCGGAUGCCGUGCGGAUGCCGGUUAACUACUUUGACGACCGGCCGGGCGUCAACACUGUCUGCGAGAAGAGGGCGGUCGACUUGGUCGCCACCCCGUUCAGCCUGUGCAGGUUCCACUGGUGGUACGCCCACUCCGGGCAGCUGCUGCGAAGGAGCCACGUCCACGUGCUGGAGAUGCUCCUUAGCGAAGAGGUUUUCGAGCGGUGGGGGAUCAUGCACAUGAAUGAGUUCCUCAAAUCCGUGGAAAGGUCCAGUGAGGAAUUGUGGGAGCGCGACUAUGUGGACCCCGAGAGAGCAUGGGGUCUAGUCCCUACAGGCUUGGUCGACGACGACCCGAGGAUCGAAAACAGCCCUCGGCCGGUUACGAGGGCUGAGGCUGCGGACCCGCAAGACGCGGAGGGCUCUAGCACGCCCAUGGUCCCCCAGGAAACGGUUGCUAACUCGUAUGAGCAGCCCCUAGGGCUUGGUGAUCAAGCAGCCGUCAUCACAACGGCCGCCACCGAUCAGGAAAGAAGCGAUGAGCCGACAUCUCAGGUCACCAGCUCCACGGUGCCGGUCGCCCAACCGCAGAUGAACGGCACGUCGGCGAGGAGAGUUGAUGGGCUGUUGUACUCGCCGCCAAUUGAGCCAAGGGCUAUGAGACACAAACGCGGCCGCAAGUGGAAGAAAAAGGGGACAAAACCACAAUGA
Diaporthe batatas is the source of this 1281-nucleotide messenger RNA. RefSeq lists its product as uncharacterized. NCBI's taxonomy places the organism in Eukaryota, Fungi, Ascomycota, Sordariomycetes, Diaporthales, Diaporthaceae. The coding region runs from base 1 to 1281 and encodes 426 amino acids. The record is from RefSeq and is a predicted model, not a curated record. The transcript has a single exon.